CACACACACACACACACACACACUCCGGAGCCAGACGGACUGGAAAGACGUCGUCUCGUUGUGGAUCUGCAGGACCGGAAUUAACCUGAUCCUUCAUGAGGCUGAAGCUCCUCCCACUGAUGAUGUCAUCAUGAAACCUUCAUCACCACCCUCCUCCUCCUCACCAGAGACCUCUUCCUCCGGUCCCGCUGGACCAGGUCCAGGUCGUAGACCAGGACCAGGACCAGGACCAGGUCCUGCUGACCCGGGGCCCCCAGACCUGAACCCCCCCCCCAUCCAGACUCUGCUGUCCCUGCAGAGUCCAGCGCUGCAGGACGAGUUCCUGAGAGAACGUCGGAACAAGUUUCAGUCUCCAGGAGACCCCCCACCCAUCCAGAAUCUGCUGUCCCUGCAGAGUCCAGCGCUGCAGGACGAGUUCCUGAGAGAACGUCGGAACAAGUUUCGGUCUCCAGGAGACGCCAGCGACGCUAGCGCCGUCACGUCUCCAUCCCGGUCCCAGGGCUCCUCCCCCCAGAGCUCCUCCCCCCAGAGCUCCUCCCCCUCGCCGUCUCCUAGCAACAGAAAUGCUCGUCUCUCUCUCUCCAGCCCGGAACUCCUGGACGAGCUGAAGGCUCCGAGGAAACAACCGCUCCGCCACGUCGCCCCAUCCAGGGGGAAAACCGUGGUGUUCCGGGGCCGGGGGGGAGGACAGGUGUCUGACUCCGCCCCCAGCUCCAGCCGGGCCAAUCAGAGCGUUCCACACCGAUGACACGGCUCCCCCUGAAGCUCCGCCCACCAACGACCAACCAGGACCAGGAGCCACGCCCCUUCCCUUAGCCACGCCCCUUCACCAAA
This is a messenger RNA of Cololabis saira (Pacific saury), 834 nucleotides long. RefSeq lists its product as uncharacterized. The record is from RefSeq and is a predicted model, not a curated record. The transcript is spliced from 6 exons. Lineage: Eukaryota; Metazoa; Chordata; Actinopteri; Beloniformes; Belonidae. The coding region runs from base 131 to 748 and encodes 205 amino acids.